This is a messenger RNA of Lytechinus pictus (painted urchin), 3201 nucleotides long. Its product is annotated as serine-rich adhesin for platelets-like. NCBI's taxonomy places the organism in Eukaryota, Metazoa, Echinodermata, Echinoidea, Temnopleuroida, Toxopneustidae. The transcript has 2 exons. The coding region runs from base 1 to 3201 and encodes 1066 amino acids. The record is from RefSeq and is a predicted model, not a curated record.
AUGGAUGUCAGUAUUCAACAGAGUGGCGACUUAUCGGUAACAGCCGCGGCGACUUUUCAAACAUUCACUGACGUGCCAUCCAGUUUGUACGUUGAGUCGCCAUCAGUCACACAACAUGAUUCUGCAUUUUCUACGGUCGAAUCAUCGGCUACAAGUUCAGUGAUUGAAUGGACGGAUACUGGGACACUUGCAACAGACGCAUCAAAGAAAACUGGCACACUUUCAUAUCUUGGAUCAUCGGUAUCUGGUACCACCGUAGACUCAUCUUUUGUCCAUACAAGUGCAGAUUCCGCAGAAGCAACCUACUCGGUGUCGACGGAAGGCAUUUCCGGUUCGACAACCAUUCUAGAGAUUUCGACUGUAGAGCAAUCUUUUGAUGUGGCUGUUUCAAUAACGUCAUCAGGAAUGCUGGGAUCGACUGAAAAAGAUCCCACCGGAGCGACCUACUUGGUAUCCACAGAAGGCACUUCUGAUUCGACAACCAUUAUACAGAGUGCGACUGUGGAACCAUCUUCUGAUGUGGCUGUUUCAAUAAUGUCAUCAGGAAUGCUGGGAUCGACUGAAACAGGUUCCACAGCAGCCAGCUCCUUGAUGUCCACGGAAGACACUUCUGAUUCGACAACCAUUACACAGAGUGCGACUGUGGAACCAUCUUCUGAUGUGGCUGUUUCAAUAAUGUCAUCAGGAAUGCUGGGAUCGACUGAAACAGGUUCCACAGCAGCCAGCUCCUUGAUGUCCACGGAAGACACUUCUGAUUUGACAACCAUUACACAGAGUGCGACUGUAGAGCCAUCUCCAGGUGUGAGGGUUUCAGUAAUGUAUUCAGGUAUGCUGGGAUCGACUGAAUCUGUGUCCAGUCUUCCGGUUUUAUCUUUAGAUUCGUCUUCUGUAGCUGAUAGUGGGGGUGGAACAGUCCUAUCAACAGUUCAGCCAACCACCGAUGAGGUGAGUUUGAUUCCCAGCACAACAUACAACUCACUCAUAUUAAGUCAGGAUUCAACAGGUUCGGUUGACCCAUCACAACCUGGACCUUCACCUCAGAGUACACUGUUCCCAGGUACUUCUGCAUCUGACGUUGGCAUGACCACCCAGGUGUAUUUCAGUCCGUCCGAACAAUUAUCGCGACAGACCAUUCAAUCUACAAGCGAUGUAGAUUCAUCAUAUACGUCGCAACAAUCCUUAAGUCGUACAUCUGAUGUAUCAACGCUAGAUACAGUGCCAAAUUCAUUAUUCAUUUCGGAAACGACAGGAGUGACAGGAUCUGUAGUUGGAACUCCUAAAACUAACACGAUUCAGGGUCCAUCAGGAACAGGUGUGUCCUUUACAAGCGCGUCUCAGAUAUCACCAACUCCAUCAGGAUUGUCAGGUUCCUCUGGAACAGUAGAAGAAUCCACCGAUGCAGCGACAGUGCUUCCCACUACAAUGACCAUUGUAUCUUCGGAAGCUGUAUCAUCCCAAGAAAGCAUUGUAUAUUCACGUUUCACGCCUGCGAUGACAGCCGCAGUGUCAUCAGUCUUUAGCCACAUUUCUGGAGUUACAUCGCCCUCUAUCGUUAAAUCUCCAACAUGUGUGAACCCUUCAAACUGCCAAGUCUUAACCGGAAGUGAUAUCAGUAUCUUCGAUGAAUCCACAUCAAUCUUGGCUUCAGGUUACACUUCAGAAGCUGUACUGUCCUCUCACAAUAAUUCCCAAACAAUUGUUCAGACGACUAUGGAACAAGGAACAACUGAACUAUCGCAACAAAUUUCUACAAGCGAUGUAGAUUCAUCAUAUACGUCGCAACAAUCCUUAAGUCGUACAUCUGAUAUAUCAACGCUAGAUACAGUGCCAGAUUCAUUAUCCAUUUCGGAAACGACAGGAGUGACAAGAUCUGUAGUUGGAACUCCUAAAACUAACACGAUUCAGGGUCCAUCAGGAACAGGUGUGUCCUUUACAAGCGCGUCUCAGAUAUCAACAACUCCAUCAGGAUUGUCAGGUUCCUCUGGAAAAGUAGAAGAAUCCACCGAUGCAGCGACAGUGCUUCCCACUACAAUGACCAUUGUAUCUUCGGAAGCUGUAUCACGUUUCACGCCUGCGAUGACAGCCGCAGUGUCAUCAGUCUUUAGCCACAUUUCUGGAGUUACAUCGCCCUCUACCGUUGAAUCUCCAACAUGUAUGAACCCUUCAAACUGCCAAGUCUUAACCGGAAGUGAUAUCAGUAUCUUCGAUGAAUCCACAUCAAUCUUGGCUUCAGGUUACACUUCAGAAGCUGUACUGUCCUCUCACAAUAAUUCCCAAACAAUUGUUCAGACUACUAUGGCACAAGGAGCAACUGAACUAUCGCAACAAAUUUCAGUGAUGUCCACUGUUAACGCAUCAGCGAUGUCAGAGAGUUCACAGCUUGGCCUGAGUACUGUGCUGAGUUCGGAUGAAAUAACAUCAGCCAGUUCUGACCUUGAUUCAUCUAUUCAGACCACCUUGGCCCAGAGCGAUAAUUCUGGUUUGAUGUCGGCCCCUGUGAUCUCAACUGCACCAUAUUCACAAUUGUCUGAAAGCGCCACCCUUGUCCAGAUAUCAGUAACUUUCGGUGGUCAACCGGCAACUACAAUCAGCGGCAGUACAAGAGAGCCGUUAACAGAUUCGCUUAGAACCAGUCCUACCGCAACGACCAGUACGUCAAGCAGCGUAGCAGUUACGAAUCCGGCACCCGCACCAGCACCAUCACCUGCAGUACACGUACCCGAUAUCAUAUUCAAGGUAUAUAUUCCAGCUCCAGCUCCAGCUCCUGCUGCUCCUCCUGCUCCCGUCCCGGCUCCAUCGCCAGCACCUACAACUACAUCACAUCCACCUACUCAAAGUCAACCGGAAACAACCACUGAAACUGCAGAUGAAGCUAAGUUUCUGAGUGAUUACAUGACGAUUCUCAUUUUUGCUGGGGCGACAUUGUUCUUCGUCGGGGUCGUUGUCGUCAUAGUCAUCUGCAUCGUACGUCAUUACUCGCAGAGCGCCAACAAGCAGCGAGAGGAGACAUUACGAAUGGUACUCCUUCCGCAACGAUGGUGGCGCAAUAACAUUCAGGUCCAACCAGCGAAUGAUGUACCAAGUUACAAUGAUAACUGGAAUAGUGGUUUUAACGAUGGGAAUUACGACAGCUUUGAUCUGAAAAAGAGUAAAGAUCAAAGACCGUCGAUUAUUCCACCUAUAACUGAUGCAUGGUUUUAA